Molecule: messenger RNA, 1400 nt
Organism: Amphimedon queenslandica
Lineage: Eukaryota; Metazoa; Porifera; Demospongiae; Haplosclerida; Niphatidae
Product: bifunctional arginine demethylase and lysyl-hydroxylase JMJD6-like
Exons: 9
Coding region: 52-1200 (382 amino acids)
Biological process (GO): phagocytosis
Cellular component (GO): nucleus; cytoplasm
Molecular function (GO): P-TEFb complex binding; histone H4R3 demethylase activity
Source: RefSeq, a predicted model, not a curated record
GGCUACAUGUGGCAACAUUAACAACAGCAGUGGAAAACGAGGUAGAAAAGGAUGGAAGAGUCAGAUAAAAGAGCCAGCGAGAGAAUAAACGAUGCCAAGACCCGUGGAAGACCAGAACUCAAAGGUGACUCGGGAUGGAAACAGUUCAACUACUCCAAGACAUUCUCUCUUGCCAAGGAGACCGUUAAAGACAGUUGUCCUAGGAUUAACUACACCGAAGUAGACCAGCAGACCUUUGCGGAGCGUUACGAGAGAUCAAGUCAACCGGUCGUGAUAGUAGACGGUCAGCGGAACUGGGCAGCAGGUGACAAAUGGACUCUUGAGAGGUUAAAUCGUAAAUACCGUAAUCAGAGAUUUAAAUGUGGCGAAGAUAACAGUGGCUACUCAGUCAAGCUCAAAAUGAAAUAUUACAUUCAUUAUAUUCAUAAUAACGAAGAUGAUAGUCCUAUGUAUAUUUUUGAUAGCUCUUUUGGUGAGCAUCCUAAGAAGUGUCAGUUGUUAGAAGACUAUUUAAUCCCAAAGUAUUUCCAAGACGAUUUAUUUCGAUACGCUGGAGAGGCCAGGAGACCCCCAUACAGAUGGUUUGUAAUGGGUCCGGCUAGAUCAGGUACUGGUAUACACAUUGAUCCAUUGGGAACUAGUGCUUGGAAUGCUCUUGUCAGUGGAUACAAGAGGUGGGCAUUGUUUCCUCCUCAUACUCCAAAGGAGUUGCUAAAGGUCCCAACUAGCAUUAGUGGCCACCAGCACGAUGAAGCAAUAGCAUGGUUUGCCAUGGUCUAUCCUAAAACGCAGUUACCUAGCUGGCCUAAGGACUGCAAAGGAAUUGAGAUAUUACAGUGUCCAGGAGAGACAGUAUUUGUUCCCAGUGGUUGGUGGCAUGUCGUACUAAACCUUGAUACUGCCAUUGCUGUUACACAGAAUUUCUGUAGUCCUGUCAACUUUCCUGUCGUGUGGCAUAAAACUGUUCACGGGAGACCCAAACUCUCCAAGAAAUGGUACCAAGCCUUAAAAGAAGAGAGACCUGAGCUAGCAAAGGCUGCAGAUGAAGUAGAUCUUACCCAAGAGACAGGCCUGCCCUCUAGUGAGAGCAGCGAUGACAGCAGUAGCAGCUCCUCAUCUUCAGAGUCUGAUCAGUCAGACUGUGAAUGCUCUGAAUGUGAAAGAAAGAAAAGAAAGAGAAGGAAAGUUGAUGAGAGAUGAGUAUCAUGUAAAGAUUAAGGUGUAACUGAUCACUCAAGGCUCUCCUCCUCUUAUAUACACAUCAACUAUUUAAAGUUUAUGAAAGAUAUUGCUAUUAAAGUUUACUAUGACAGAUACAGUGAAAUGUUUAUUUAUUUAUUGUUGUUGUUAGUGUAUGCCCAGUUCCUUGAAUAUUUCAGUUGAUAAUUGUUCUGGUUGUA